Messenger RNA from Anopheles maculipalpis, 1269 nucleotides. RefSeq lists its product as uncharacterized. The coding region runs from base 10 to 1269 and encodes 419 amino acids. The transcript has 3 exons. Gene Ontology annotation, biological process: sensory perception of smell; detection of chemical stimulus involved in sensory perception of smell. The record is from RefSeq and is a predicted model, not a curated record. Gene Ontology annotation, cellular component: plasma membrane. Gene Ontology annotation, molecular function: odorant binding; olfactory receptor activity. NCBI's taxonomy places the organism in Eukaryota, Metazoa, Arthropoda, Insecta, Diptera, Culicidae.
CAACGCACCAUGGUAGCCGAUCGCAUUCUACGCAAACUGCUCGUACGCAAGCACUGGGAAAAAUUGUUCACCUUCACCGACACGGUAGACUAUUUCAAUCUUCUCAACACCUUCGGAACGGUGUUUGCUCUUCACUACAACAGCGAGAAGCCGCGCUGGACAUUGAAAAAAAUGUCCUGGACGGUGUAUCGCACGUGCUAUCUGCUGUCCUAUCUGUCCUACUGCUACAAAGCCUGCUGGAUGUUUAGCAACUGGGAGUACAGUACGGCAUCGGCGAAUGUGCUUGGUGCGCUGGGGCUUUGUAGCGGUGCCUUACUGCGUCUAGUGCUGGUUGAGCUUAACUAUCCAACGAUACGGAAGUUGCAAGCAUUCUUAAACGAUCGAACGUAUCUGAACCAGGAUCGGUGGGCAAGGAAUCAGCGCUCCAAGCUUUAUCGCUACAAUAAUCGCUUCCUGGUGGUGCUCAUUUCGGCAAUCACGGUGGAGUCGUUGUGUUUUCUCGCAUUCUUGCUGUUGACUAGGCCCGAGUUUAUGCUCCAGUACAAUGGACGCGUUUUGGGAGGUUCUGCAGUACAGAUGGUGUACGGUAUGGUGACGGCUUGCUGGGGUAUUAUCUAUGUGCUGUCGUUUAUUGGCUUCUACAUGCUUUUGGCGGGCUUUCGCCUUGAGAUGGAACUGUUGGUAAGAUCGUUUCAGCAAUUGGAAGAAACGCAACAGCUGAAUUACGAGAUGAUCUGCACAAUGGAGCAUCAGGACGAAAAGAACUAUUGGAACAAACUGCAAGCUGAGCUAACGAUCCGAAUCAAACGGCAUGUGGAGUUGCUAGAAAAUCUUCGUAUAUUUCGAUCGAUUGUAGCACCGUUUGCAUUCCUCCAAUACUACUGCACCUUCGGGCUGAUAGCAGACUCAUUUUUUGUGGUAUCAUUCGAAGGAUUCACUGGCUACAGUAUGGCGUACGUAUUGUUUGCCUCAUUUCUCAUCCUAGAAUCGUUGCUGCUCUGCCGAGGAGUGGAGGAUUUGAACGAUUUGAAUCGACAGAUUGGAACCAUCCUGUACAAUUUCGAUUGGCCUAGACGGUUGCGAUUUUCCAUCCGCUAUCGUGCCGAGUACCGAAACGUUCGGCGUACGAUUCUGCUGGUUAUUCUACAGUCGCAGCAAUCGUUACGGUUCAGUUACGGUGCACAUGGAGAAAUUUCGAUGCACAGUUUCGCCGAACUGAUGCAGAAGAGUUACUCCAUGCUAACGUUUAUGUUGCAGCUACAAAACUAG